ACGUCUGCCUUUCAGCACAGGCCAAAUUUCUCUGUGUUCUUCUACCUUGAAGAAUAGAAACCUCGCAUGAAAGAAAUGCUCACUGCAGUGUCAGACACAUUUAGAUGUUCUCUGAGCAUCGCGUAAACUGGUGCAGAUGAUGGUUGGUCCCCAGCAAGUACAUGGACAUCAUCUCAGGAGUCCUUCAUCUUUAAGGUUAAAAACAUCUUUCUUCCAGCUCCCAGCAAGCCAAAGACGCUGGACUCUUAUUAGGAGAACAAGGUCCCGCCCUCCUCACCCCGCCCAGCAGCCAACAGCCCGCGCGUCCGAGGCUCCUGGGACACGCGGCCCGCCCCCUCCGCGCGCCGGCGCCGGGUGCCAAGGCGCACGCGUAGAGCUCCGAGAGGCCCAGCCGAAGAGCGGUCGGCCGCGGCCGUCCCUUCACCCUCCCCUCGUCGCGCACGCCGGGAACCCGUCGCCGCGGUUGCUUCGGCUGCGGCGGUCGGUCGUCGCGAUGGACUGUCUGUGGAAUGAGCUGACCCUUGCCUUUUCUCGUACUUCCAUGUUUCCCUUUUUUGACAUCGCCCACUACCUCGUGUCGGUGAUGGCACUGAAGCAUCAGCCGGGAGCAGCGGCGAUGGCACGGAAGAAUCCUCUGUCAAGCUGGUUUACUGCUAUGCUCCACUGCUUUGGUGGAGGAAUUUUAUCUUGUGUACUGCUCGCGGAGCCUCCAUUGAGGUUUCUUGCAAACAACACUAAUAUAUUACUGGCAUCUUCAAUCUGGUAUAUUAUAUUUUUUUGCCCCUGUGACCUUGUUUCCCAGGGAUAUUCAUUCCUACCUGUUCAACUCUUGGCUGCGGGAAUGAAGGAAGUGACCAGAACUUGGAAAAUAGUAGGUGGAGUCACCCAUGCUAAUAGCUAUUACAAAAAUGGCUGGAUAGUCAUGAUAGCUAUUGGAUGGGCCCGAGGAGCAGGUGGUAGCAUUAUCACGAAUUUUGAGCAGUUGGUAAAAGGCUGUUGGAAACCAGAAGCUGAUGAAUGGCUGAAGAUGUCCUACCCUGCCAAAGUAACCCUGCUGGGGUCAGUUAUCUUCACAUUCCAGCAAACCAAGCAUCUGGCAGUAUCAAGGCAUAAUCUUAUGUUCCUCUAUACUAUGUUUCUUGUGGCCACAAAGAUAACCAUGAUGAUUACAGAGACUGCUGUUAUGCCUUUUGCUUGUUUUGAGGAUACAUUGAGUCGGAUGCUGUUUGGCUGGCAGCAGCAGUUUUCAUCAUGUGAAAAGAGAAGUGAAACAAAAUCGUCUCUCAAUGGUACUGGUUCAUCGACCUCAAAACCUAUAUCUGAUGCUUCAGAUAAAGUUCAAAAGAAACAUACUAAGAAGACUGAGUAAAUUUACUUGAUGAGCUUUAGAAGGCAAAAAAUUUUCUUUUUCUUAUCCACCUGUCAGAUUGUGAUAAAUAUUUCUAUGUAAAUGAUGUCAAAUAAAGAUUAUAUAUAAGGAUUGGAGAUGACAAAAAGAAAGAACUUCUAUCUGUUUCAGGGAGACUCUCCCUUUCUGGAUUGUAAUUUCGUGAGUGUAUCAUGUGAAAUGGUUUUUCUAAGUUAUAUAUAAAAGAUUCUAUUGUGAUUUUUAAAAUAGUUUUAUAUUGAUAAAAGGCUAGUGUUUUUUAAUGUUAGAAAAAGUAAACCUACUGUCAUUGCAAAAUAACAAAGAUUAAAGUUUUAUUGUUUAAUCUAGAUAUUUUCAUACAUGUUCUUUAUUUAAAUCUAUUUGAGCUUUAGUUUAGCAAAAUUAAACUUAUUACACAUUACCAUUAUAAUUCUUAGAUAUGGAAAACAAUUCCUGUUUAAUUUUGAGUACUAGGAAAAGUAAACUUUACCUAAAUCACUUUAUAUUGUGAAUGAAAAUAAAUUAUUAGCUUAUAUUUCAGAAAUAAACAUUGUAUAUUUUUCCCACAUUAAAUGGAAAUAUCUGAAAUUUUAUUUAAUUUUUUUCUAGUAGUAUUUUUCAGUGAGAGCAGAGUAUUAUUAGUCUUAAUCUUAAGUGUGUUUCAUGCCCUUGUUUAAGCUAUUUUUUCUCAAAAGAAAAUCAGGGGUAUAGUUUUUAAUAAGUUACUAAGUCCAUAUUUUGCUUUGCAAAUUUUGAGGAGCUUAUUUUUUUCUCUCUCCUAAAACACAUAUGUUUUAACUGUAGGAGAAAUUAUUCUUCUCAGCAUUUCAUAUAUUCUUAAGUAUUAUUUCAAUUUUAAAAUGUCACCUUUGUCUUUUUUUUGUCUUUUUUUUAAUGGAUACUUUUCAGUUUUCUAGUUGAAUGUCUCUUACUAGUUUACAUAGGUUAUAUUUUAAUGUACAUGUAACAUAUAUUUUUAUUUUAAAUUAAAACUAGUUACGCUUAUGUAAAAAUGCUCACUUCUAAUGAGAAUUGUCCUCGGGCAUUUGAUAACAACCACCUAAUUAAGAAGAAACAAACUAAAAUCUUGUAGUAGUCUAUUUGAAUGAAGAAUGAUGAAGUGAAAUUUGGUAACUUAUUGGCAAAAAUAAUUAAAAGAAGAAGAAGAAAAGGUACUAAAUCAUGUUAGAUUUUAUUUUAUUUUGUAGUUUAAAAGCCCAGUUAUAAUUUUAAAACUUUGUGACUGACAUGAUUUCUUCGACCAAGACCAUGAGCCUGCAAAAAGUUAGUAUGUAUCAGGCAUCUUUGGAUGGUAUAGAACUACUCAAAUCAUAUUCAAGUUAGAAGUCUUGAUUUUUAAAAUUUUUAACAAAUAUAAACACCAGCAGGGAUUAUACUUUUGUUAAAAAAAUUUUGGGCGGGGAGGACCUUUGAUAGCCUUGGGAUGCUAAGAAGUUUAUUUUUAAUAUUCUGACAGAAGGCAUUAAAUAUUUAAGAGUUCUGUAUUGCAUUUGACACUCUUGUAGUUAAAAACUUUUCACAGUUAACAUGUUGCUAAUUACUGACAGUUUUGAAGUUUGGGUUUAACUGUAGUUGAAAUGUUAGGAAUCUUAUUUUACACUAGUAUUAAAGACAAAUUUAUUAAAAUAAGUUAUUUAGCACCAAUGGAAUAUUUUAUCAUUUUUAUGUUUUUUCUAUUUUUCUUGAUUUAGGAGUUUAUAACUCCUUUGGCCUUUCUACUGAUAUAUGGUAUAUAUUCAGUGAUUACUGUCCGAAUGAGAUGUAUAACCUUUAUGGAACAAACUUUAUUAAUCUGUGCAAGUAUCCUAUAACCUUUAAUUCAAGGUUUUUAGGAAAAAGCUGUACUGGAGGACAUGGCUUAGGUUUGAAACCUCCCACCCUUAAUCUAUUCAUGCUGCCUGCAGAGACUUGACUGGAUUUGCAAAGCAGAUUGUUAGACUCCUUACCCAACGUGUAGCAUGAAUGAAGCCUGUGGGCCUGCUUCACACAGUCAUAGGUGGCACUGAGAAAGUCAAGAUCUGGUAGGUCUUGUUAAAUAAAAGGAGACAAGAAGGUGGCAAGAACAUGGGCUGGCUAACUCAGUGAUCUCACCCUCUAGUAAAAUAUGGCCAAAUUAAUAUCAAACUGAUUUAUCAGAUUAGUCACUCUUCCCUGCUGAGUGUGCAAGGGCUGGAGAGGGACCAGAUAAUGUAGACUGAGUGGAUUUCAGUGGAAAUUGCAGGUUUCUUGUAGGCAGAGACCAAAAAGUGGAGAGAAUAGGGGAGACGUUCCCUCUAUAGUGUAUUUUUUUGGUCUUAUACCUGUAAGGCCUACAUCAUUCCAUUAAAAUCUACCUCAGAUCAUAAGUUGAUUGCAAUUGAGUGAUAUGUUAGAAAUGGAAUAACGUGUACAAGAAUACCCUCUCUCCCCCACUGCUUUCUUGGUGUUUACAUUUUACUGGUGGUGAGACAUACAAUAAGCAAACAUGUGUUCUUGUGGUAAUACUAAAGGUUAUGAAUAUAUAUUAAGCAGGACACAAGGAUAGAAAGUGAGUAUUGGGAGUACUUGUUAAUUAGGAGUUAGAAAAGGCCUUUCUGUUAAAAUUGUAUUUUACCAGAGACCUGAAGGAAGUGGGUGGGGCAGGCCAGGCAGACAUCUCUGUUAAGUGCAAGGGUCAUUCUGUUUCUUCAUAUACUUAGAUUAUGUACUUUUUUCCAAAAAUUACUUUAUUUUUCUUAUUUAAUACAGUUUCACACAUAGUUUUUAACAGACAUAUUUCUUUGAUAGAAUUUAUUUUUGUUUCUACAGUUUGUUCUUUUUUUAAGGUAAAAUUCACAUACAAUGAAAUGCAUAAGUUGUAAGUGUAUAUUUAAAGAGUUGGCAAAUACAUACAACUAUACAGCCUAAACUCCUAUCAAGAGAUAGAACAUUGCCAGUGCCUCAGGAAGUUCCUUUCUAGUUAAUUUACACCCUUCUCCCCAACUGAAUAGAAAUAAAAUCAUGGAAUAUAUUCUCUUCAGCGUAAGACUUCUUUCAAACGACAUAAUGUUUUUGAAAUUUAUCUUGUAUUUAUCAGUAGUUCAUUCCUUUCUAAUUGCUUGGUAGCAUUGUACUAUAUGAAUAUGUUGCAGUGUGUUUAUCCUAUUGAUGCACAUCAGGGCUGUUUCUAGUUUGGGAUAUUCUGAAUAAGCUACUAUGAACAUUUUUGUACAGUUCUUUUGGGGAACAUAUGUUUUUUUAUUUCUCUUGAGCAAAUACGUAGGAGUAGAAUUAUGUUUAGUUGUAAAAAAACCACUAGACCUCUUUUCCAAAGUGGUUGUACCAUUUUAUACUUCACAACAACGUAUGAGAGUUCCAGUUGCUCUACAUUCUUAUCAAGGAUUAUUGUUGUCAAGCAUUUUAAUUUUGUCCAUUUCCAAUGGGUGGUUUGUAGUUUUUAAGGUUUUAAUUUGCAUUUCCCUAAUGAUUAGUGGUGUAGAGCGCUUUUUUGUGUGUGUUCUUAUUGGCCAUUUGUGUAUCUCCCUCAGUAAAGUGUCUCUUCAGACCUUUGCCCAUAUUA
Messenger RNA from Physeter macrocephalus (sperm whale), 4928 nucleotides. RefSeq names its product transmembrane protein 38B (gene TMEM38B). The transcript has 8 exons. The record is from RefSeq and is a predicted model, not a curated record. Gene Ontology annotation, molecular function: potassium channel activity; identical protein binding. NCBI's taxonomy places the organism in Eukaryota, Metazoa, Chordata, Mammalia, Artiodactyla, Physeteridae. Gene Ontology annotation, biological process: potassium ion transmembrane transport. Bases 137 to 1369 code for a protein of 410 amino acids. Gene Ontology annotation, cellular component: membrane.